UCAUUCCUCAGCGGACCCGCGUCCACACACUCACACCUCUGGGCGCUACACACUUUCAAACCAGCUCAUUCUACAACAAUGCGAUAAUAUUCCACUCCGUACCGACUGGUGGCAGCCACGUGCCACGUGACCACGUGUGACGUUUAUAUCUCUGGAGCGGAAGUGUGGGCGGAACUCGGCACAGUUUCGGGAAAAUGGCGGAAACCAUGAACAUCGUGGAAGAAAUUCGGAAUCGAGUAAUACUCGGGGAAUAUAAUGUGAAGAAUGUCCAUACUUCAGAUUACCCUGGAAACUACCCAGGCUAUGAUGACACCUGGGAUAUGCAGAAAUUCCAAAAGAACUUCAGAAUUGACAUUGUGCAUCUGGAUGAGAGCACUAUGGAGUUUGACAUGGUGGGUAUCGACGCAGCCAUCGCCAACGCCUUCAGAAGGAUCUUACUAGCAGAGGUGCCAACCAUGGCUAUAGAGAAGGUGUUCAUCUAUAACAACACGUCCAUCGUCCAGGAUGAAGUCCUGGCCCACAGAUUAGGCCUGGUCCCCAUCAAAGCUGACCCCCGUCUGUUUGAGUACAGGAGCACCGGUGAAGCGUCUGCAGAGGAGGAAGGUUCAGAAAUAGACACAAUUCAACUGCAGCUGAAGAUUAAAUGCAGCAGGAACCCGAGAGCCACCAAGGACUCGGCUGACCCUCGAGAGCUGUACCUCAACCACAUGGUUUAUUCCAGGGACAUCAAGUGGGUCCCGAUUGGGAACCAGGCAGACGUCUUUGCAGACUCCGUCAUCGCACCGGUGCAUGACGACAUCCUGAUCGCUCAGCUGCGCCCGGGACAGGAGCUGGACGUCAUCAUGCACUGUGUCAAAGGAAUUGGUCAGGACCAUGCGAAGUUCUCUCCAGUGGCCACAGCCAGUUACCGCCUCCUCCCAGACAUCACCCUGCUGGAGCCGGUGGAGGGCGAGAGGGCCGAGCGCCUAAAACGCUGCUUCUCCCGAGGAGUUAUAGACAUACAAGAUGUUGCUGGGAAGAAGGUGGCCAAGGUAGUGGACAGCCGCUUGGAUACGUGCAGCAGGGAGUUCCUCCGACACGACGACCUGAAGAAUGCUGUGAAGCUCGCAAGGUUUCGCGACCAUUUCAUCUUCACGGUGGAGUCGACUGGCAUCCUGCCUCCGGACGUCCUGGUCACCGAGGCCAUCAAAGUGCUCAUGGUCAAGUGCCAGAGGUUCCUCAGUGAACUGGACUCUACCGACCUGGAGUGAAGAGGAGGGUGAAGCGCGCGCGCCCGUGAGGCUCGUGUGGUUGGUCGCGUGCUCUCAGUUGAUAAAAUCCCCUCUGGACCUUCGAGGGUGGCUUGACUGUCUUGUAAGUUUGUAUAUACUGCUGUCUCCCGUCUUUUGUAUUCCACUGAGGAUUUCUGUGAUAAACGUGCUGAAUCAUAAACGAACACCCAAAGCAACGUCUGCGUGCCGGAGGCUCUGUUUGGACUUUUGCCCAUGAAAACGUGUUCUGGCAGACUGGAGGUACACCAGUACAACCAGCAUGCAGGAGCGUGGGCCCGUUCAUCGCUGCCACUUAUUACUAAUCUAUUGCUAUAUAUAGUUUUGAGAUGUAAUCAAUAAAACCUAAUUCAUGUGAAGGUGUGAAGGUCCCCGUGGCACAGAGGGCAGGACCUUGACAAUUCUGUCAGCUAAUUCAGAUCCACGGUUUCACCAGUACAAACCACGUCUAAAUAAAUCCACAUUCAUCAUUCAUCAAUAGUGUCCACGCCCCAUUCGCGGUUGGCUCCGGCCCGGAUUCUCUCUCCAGUUGUGGUCUGUUAAAUCCAAUGCAAACCCGUGAGACCGGGUGCCUGAUUGGACAGAUGGAAUGAAGCUCCACCACACUGCUCGCUGCUGGAAAGGCUGCAAAAACACUGGUUUACAGAGGGUUAAAGUAACUAGCAGUGUUAUUAAAGAUGCGUUCUUCUUCUA
This is a messenger RNA of Gasterosteus aculeatus aculeatus (three-spined stickleback), 1961 nucleotides long. RefSeq names its product RNA polymerase I and III subunit C (gene polr1c). The record is from RefSeq and is a predicted model, not a curated record. Lineage: Eukaryota; Metazoa; Chordata; Actinopteri; Perciformes; Gasterosteidae. Gene Ontology annotation, molecular function: protein dimerization activity; DNA binding. Gene Ontology annotation, cellular component: RNA polymerase III complex; RNA polymerase I complex. Gene Ontology annotation, biological process: DNA-templated transcription.